This is a messenger RNA of Branchiostoma floridae (Florida lancelet), 1202 nucleotides long. RefSeq names its product zinc transporter ZIP9-like. The record is from RefSeq and is a predicted model, not a curated record. Gene Ontology annotation, cellular component: membrane. Gene Ontology annotation, molecular function: metal ion transmembrane transporter activity. Bases 167 to 1132 code for a protein of 321 amino acids. Gene Ontology annotation, biological process: transmembrane transport; zinc ion transport. Lineage: Eukaryota; Metazoa; Chordata; Leptocardii; Amphioxiformes; Branchiostomatidae. The transcript has 7 exons.
ACCUUUGUCCUAGAAUGAUGCAGCCUGGGAAACCUUGCUGUCGUAGAGGCGUCAAGAUUCGACACAGGGAGAAGUGUCAUGAUUAAACAAAUUAUUUUGACUUAGAAAGCUCUAGGGACUUAUUAACGCUUUUACAAAGAUCUAGCAAGUCCUGCAGUAGCGAGCCAUGGAUAUGUGGAUCGGAGAUGUUUGGGGAAUCACGCUGCUAUCCCUGGCGAUGUUAGUAGGUUGUUACGUGGCAGGCUCCAUACCACUUGCCAUAUCGUUGUCUGAGCAAAGACUAAAGCUUGUGACUGUGAUGGGAGCUGGGCUCCUGGUGGGUACUGCAUUAGCUGUCAUCAUUCCAGAGGGUGUCCAUUCACUCUACUCUGCCCAGACUGAGAAACACCAUGCUAAGAUGAUGAAAAGUGUGGGACCACGUGCAGUUAAGGUUGUAAACACAUCAAAGGACUUCCACUUCCACAUGCACGAGCACCAUGAUGAGCAUGAGGAGCUUCACCAGUACAUCGGGGUGUCCCUCGUGCUGGGCUUUGUCUUCAUGUUGCUAGUAGAUCAGCUUGGAGGAGCACAUGGGCACUCCCAUACAACUGAUGUAGAGGGCAGUACACCUACAAAGCAGAAUAGAAACAAAAUAACUGCCACAUUAGGCCUUGUUGUCCAUGCUGCAGCUGAUGGUGUAGCAUUGGGUGCAGCAGCCUCUACAGCCAGGGCUGAUGUAGAGUUGAUAGUUUUUAUUGCAAUCAUGUUGCACAAGGCUCCUGCAGCUUUUGGGCUGGUGUCCUUCCUCAUGCAUGAGGGUUUUGACAGGAACAGAAUAAGAAAACACCUGUUAAUCUUCUCCUUAGCUGCUCCACUGUUGACUAUCAUCACAUACUUUGGACUUAGCCAGAGUGGCAAAGAGGCUCUGUCAUCAGUGAAUGCAACAGGAAUCACCAUGUUGUUUUCAGCGGGCACAUUUCUGUAUGUGGCCACAGUACAUGUCUUGCCUGAGAUACAGAGCAUGGGGACACAGGGUGGUGGGGAGGGGGGUAGUGAUGGAGGGCACCAUCAUGGCUUCAGUAAACUGGAACUUGUUGCAUUUGUUACAGGUGCUUUGUUCCCUCUCCUCCUCUCCAUUGGUCACAAGCACUAAUGGUACAUUACAUAGUGGGCUGCUGCAUAAGAUUCCAGAGUGUACUGUAAAACAUGAUUCCCAAAAUAAA